Molecule: messenger RNA, 405 nt
Organism: Paramuricea clavata
Lineage: Eukaryota; Metazoa; Cnidaria; Anthozoa; Malacalcyonacea; Plexauridae
Source: the annotation of a GenBank genome assembly
AUGGUUCUACCAAAUUCAAGACACGACUAUUUGCCACCUCCAGGAUUUUUCACAGCUAUGGUUGGUUUACAAUGCCUUGGGAUAAUCAUUGGUGUCAUUGGCAACAUUAUAGUUAUUCUUUACAAUGUUUUUGCGAUCAAUCCCAAGUUACCUACGACGUAUUUUGUGAUCAGUUUGGCAACUACCGAUUUAUUGGUUUGUUGUACUUGCUAUCCCGUAUGGCUUAUUGAAUUCGCGUCGGUCGCUGUCGGUGAGAGCUGCAUAGUUCAUGACUUAUUUUGUAAGAUUGGAUUUACAACUCUUUCCACAGGCGGUGCAUUGUCGAUAGCUAAUCUACUGGCAAUAACAAUUGAUAGAUUUAUCUACAUAAGUAAACCACUAAAAUAUCCGAUGAUUAUGAUUUGG